AGCCACGCCCUCUCCCACUUGAGCGCCGGUGAGGACUCGACGUCAGGCGACGCAAUUCAUCUGGCAGCCAUUUUGCGUCAUGCUGAAGAGAAAAUGGCGGUGCUGUUAGAAACGACGGUGGGCGAUUUGGUGAUCGAUUUGUACACGGAGGAGAGGCCUAGGGCCUGUUUGAAUUUUCUGAAGCUUUGUAAGAUCAAGUAUUAUAACUUCUGCCUCAUCCACAGUGUUCAGAGGGACUUUGUUAUACAGACUGGUGACCCAACUGGAAGUGGUCGUGGAGGAGAAUCCAUUUUUUGUAAGCUCUAUGGAGAUCAGGCGAGAUUUUUCGAGGCAGAAAAGGUGCCCCGAAUUAAACAUAAGAAAAAAGGGACUGUAUCCAUGGUGAAUAACGGCAGUGAUCAGCAUGCAUCUCAGUUUUUGAUCACUGCAGGAGAAAACGUGGAUUACCUUGAUGGUGUACAUACAGUGUUUGGCGAGGUGACUGAAGGCAUGGAUGUCCUUAUGAAGAUCAAUGAGGCCUUUGUUGACAAGGAUUUCUGUCCCUAUCAAGAUAUUAGGAUAACCCAUACAGUAAUACUGGAGGAUCCAUUUGAUGACCCUCAGGGCUUGCAAAUUCCAGAUCGCUCACCAGAACCCACCAAAGAACAGCUUGAUAGUGGUAGAAUAGGAGCUGAUGAAGAAAUAGAUGAUACCAAGGGAAAAACUGCAGAAGAAAUUGAAGAAGUGCUGGCAGAGAAAGAAGCAAAAACACGGGCCAUAUUAUUGGAAAUGGUUGGAGAUUUACCAGAUGCAGAAAUAAAGCCCCCUGAAAAUGUGCUGUUUGUUUGUAAACUCAAUCCAGUUACCACAGAUGAAGACUUAGAAAUCAUUUUUUCAAGAUUUGGAUCAAUCAAAAGCUGUGAAAUCAUAAGAGACUGGAAAACUGGAGAAUCUCUUUGCUAUGCCUUCAUUGAGUUUGAGAAGCAGGAGGAUUGUGAAAAAGCUUAUUUUAAGAUGGAUAAUGUGCUGAUAGAUGACAGGAGGAUACAUGUGGACUUCAGCCAAUCUGUAGCUAAGGUUCAGUGGAAGGGGAAAGGUGCAAAAUACACCAAAGAAGAUUUUAAGGAGUAUGAGAAGGACCAAAGCAAACAUUCCAACAUUACCCUGAAAGAUAAAAUACAACCCAAACGGGACUCUAAAUAUGAACUGUUACUGGAUGAGGCUGAGGCAAGUGGAAGCCAUCGACAUUCGAAGAAACACCACAAGGAGAAACGGCAUCGUCGGCAUUCAGAAGAGGAAGAAGGUGAUAAGUUGAAGGCAGCAAAAUGCAAGGGAACAGCUGACAGAGAGAUUCAGCAGCACAGAAACACAGGUCCCAUUGAUGAAUACUGCAGGGAAAAAGACAGGGGUCAGAAAAAGCGGGACCGAUAUCAGAGCCGAAGCAGGAGUGAAUCCCAAGAGAAAGAUCACCACAAGCGAAGCCGGAGUAAGAAGAAAUCCAGACAUCGAGAAAGGGCAGAGGAAAAAAGGAGCAGAAGUCCCAAAAGAUUCAAAGAGAGAGUGGAAUGAGAAUGGGUAGAGAGAGAGAGAGAGAACGGAGUGGGGAUGGGUAGAGAGAGAGAGAGAACAGAGUGGGGAUGGGUAGAGAGAGAGAGAGAACAGAGUGGGGAUGGGUAGAG
Molecule: messenger RNA, 1658 nt
Organism: Carcharodon carcharias (great white shark)
Lineage: Eukaryota; Metazoa; Chordata; Chondrichthyes; Lamniformes; Lamnidae
Gene: ppil4
Product: peptidylprolyl isomerase (cyclophilin)-like 4
Exons: 13
Coding region: 94-1548 (484 amino acids)
Biological process (GO): protein peptidyl-prolyl isomerization
Cellular component (GO): nucleus
Molecular function (GO): peptidyl-prolyl cis-trans isomerase activity; RNA binding
Source: RefSeq, a predicted model, not a curated record